Erpetoichthys calabaricus (reedfish) is the source of this 1332-nucleotide messenger RNA. It is a transcript of the gene anxa3a, whose product is annotated as annexin A3a. NCBI's taxonomy places the organism in Eukaryota, Metazoa, Chordata, Cladistia, Polypteriformes, Polypteridae. The transcript is spliced from 13 exons. The record is from RefSeq and is a predicted model, not a curated record. The coding region runs from base 220 to 1191 and encodes 323 amino acids. Gene Ontology annotation, molecular function: calcium ion binding; phospholipase inhibitor activity; calcium-dependent phospholipid binding. Gene Ontology annotation, cellular component: cytoplasm.
CAAGUUGCGCGCGCGCCGCCCCCCAAGUCGAACUGUUUGCUCGUAAAAAGCCACGCGGAAACUGUCUUGGACUGAAAGGAGAACCUCCGGCAGGUGUGGUGUUGCAACCUCCGCAUCGUUAAGUAGACAGACGCUCCUGCAAUAACCUACAGAUACGUCAGAGUCAUUCUGCUACGUGGAACUACAGAUUGUUGCUGUUCGGAGCAGUAUACUUGAAGGAUGGCAUCUGUGUUGGCUGGCCAGAGAGGUACCAUCAAGGAUUUCCCAAGCUUCAAUGCAGAAGCAGAUGCCAAAGAAUUGAACAAUGCAAUAAAAGGCUUUGGAACAAAUGAGAAAGUUUUAAUUGAUAUUAUUACGAAAAGAAGCAAUUCUCAGCGCCAGUUAAUCUGCAGAGCAUAUGAAAAAGCAUAUAAACGGACUUUAAUUGAUGACUUGGAUGGAGACCUUUCUGGAGAAUUAAAGAAAAUUAUGAUUGGUUUGGUGAUGAGCCCAGCUGCCUUUGAUGCCAAACAGAUAAGAGAUGCUAUUAAAGGUGUUGGUACCAAAGAAAGCACUUUGAUUGAAAUUUUUGCCUCCAGAAACAAUAAACAGAUAAAAGAUCUGAUUCAAGCUUACCAGAAAGAAUACCAGGAAAGUCUUGCUGAUAAUCUGUCUUCUGACGUUUCUGGAGACUUCCUUCGUGCACUCCUUAUUUUGUUACAGGCCAAAAGAGAUGAAAGUGUAAACAUCAAUGAUCACCAAGCAAAAAGUGAUGCUCAGGCUCUCUAUAAUGCUGGAGAAAAGAGAUGGGGUACAGAUGAAGAUAAAUUUUUUACAAUUUUGUUGGAGAGGAACAUACCUAAUUUGAGGAAAACUUUUGAAGAGUACAAGAUUAUCAGCAAUAAGACAAUUGAAGAAAGUAUAAAAGGAGAAUUCUCUUCUGAUAUUGAGGACCUUCUUCUUGCAGUUGUGGCAUGCAUCAGAAACACUCCUGCAUUCUUUGCUGGACGAUUGCAUAAAAGCAUUAAAGGUGCCGGCACAAAUGAGAGCACUCUUACCAGGGUAAUGGUUUCCAGGUCUGAGAUUGAUUUGCUUGACAUUCGCACUGAAUACAAAAAACUAUAUGGCCACUCAUUGCAUUCUGCAAUCAAGUCUGAUACUUCAGGAGACUAUGAAGAGGCUUUACUGAAGAUUUGUGGAGGUGAAGAUUAAACGUUUUCGAACCAACAAUAAAUGAAGAAAAUUCAUUUCAGGACUGUGGAUUAUAUUCUUGUCUGUUAUCACUACUUGCUAAUAAGUACAUUUAGCAACUGCAUUAUCAUGAUACACAUUAAAUGUUUGCAGUGUAUGUAA